Messenger RNA from Paramecium octaurelia, 765 nucleotides. The record is from the annotation of a GenBank genome assembly. Lineage: Eukaryota; Ciliophora; Oligohymenophorea; Peniculida; Parameciidae.
UGAAUAUGCUCGCUAAUAAUAAGUUAUCCAACAAAUUGUUUAGGGAAUCAGAUAUUGAGAAUAGAUAAGUUGGUGACAAUUAGAGUAAGAAAGACAAGGAAAAUUAUUUAAAGGAAUGGGAAGAAAGUCUGAAAAGAAAGGAACAUUUAGUAUACUUUAUUUUUAUAAAGAAUAUAGCUGGAAUCUAAACAUCAGGAAUUAAAAAUCUAUUCUAAAAAUCUUCAGAUGUAAAGUAAAGGACUCUUAAAGGAAAAACUAAAUUUGGGAGAGAAAAUUGAAAAGUAUAAUAGAUUGUUGGAAUAAAUUAUUGAUCAAUAGACAUUCGAUACACAAUUAACAAAAUCUAAUUCUUUGACAUCUUAAACUUAUAGAAAAUCACGCAAAAACGGAAUUAAUGAAUGUAAAGAAAGAAUUGGAAAUUUAUUGAAGACCAUAAGAUUAGAAACCAAGCCUUAUCUCAAAACAUAAUAGGGUUCUUAUUUUAGCAAUAAGACUGAAUUCGAAGAAAUUCUAUUUAGUAAAAGGAAUAAUCAUUCUUCUUCAUUCACAGGGAUAAUUAAUUUAAGCAAUAAAGAAGAAUUAGUAUCAAAAUAAUAAUAUGAAUAACAACGUAAUAGUAAAGACACUAAGGAAAGGUUUAGCCAAUAGUAUGCUACAUAAGAGGAGUUAAUCAACCAUUAAAAAUCCUUAUAAUAAUUAGAAGACAAUCAAAAGUAUUUUUAUUCUAAAGUGUAUGAAGAGUUGAAUAAAUUAAAAAAACAUUGA